AUGGCUUACGUAAGAUAUAAAUCCACGUGUUGGCUCUAUGGUGAAGUGAUGGCGUUUUAUUUCUCCCUGGUAAUGUGUAUGAAUAGUGUACCUCCAGUGAUCCUUGUCAGAACGGACGUUACUCGACGCCAAUGGAGUGACACCUUCGUACAGGCUACGGUGAAAUUGCAAGGGUGGGCGCCCACCGCGCCGGUCUCUUUGAUGCGUUGGAUAUCGAAUUCGUCAGAAAGUUUGCUCAUUCCAAGUAUAUUAGUAGAAGGGAGUGGUUUUCUACAUCCGAAGAAUCCACAAUUCGAGGAUAUUUUCAUCGGUGACUUUAAUCUUUUAUUGCAAUACACAGACAUGAUGGUGUUCGACUAUAUUACAGCCAAUAACGAUAGAUUAGUCUAUCAUUUGUUCUAUUACGUACUGCAUAACGAUACCAAUAUGCUGACCAUGACCACACAUAACCUGCAGAUAAAAGACCGUAGACUGUGGUUGGUCGACAACGAGGGCAGCUUUCCGAUAGGUUACGACUUUUUGGAUACAAAAUUAUACAACCUAAGUAUGUUUUUCACCAAUAUGCUUCAGUCUUCCUGCGUCUUUCGAAAGGAAACAGCUGCUAGAGUUGCAAUGCUUCAUCGUCAUGGCAACACAGCAAAGUUACUGUUGGAGAUGAUAAACUCCCACAAUGCAAUACCAGAUAUAGGUUACACUCGUGUCGUUUGUGAAGAACAGUCCGGAAUCAUGUACGAUGUAGAAUGGGCGGAAACACUGCAGAAAAGAGUCGAAGACGUAUUCAAAUGGAUUGAACUGUGUAAAACUAAAUCAUACCAAGAAUUAAUGGAAUUGAGGAAUGCGUCUUUGUUUAUAGACAGUGAAACAAUUGAGAUAUGGAAGAAUACCAUGAAACGAAACAAGAUGAAGUAUACAGCUGAAGAAAAAUAA
Messenger RNA from Saccoglossus kowalevskii, 927 nucleotides. RefSeq names its product four-jointed box protein 1-like. The record is from RefSeq and is a predicted model, not a curated record. NCBI's taxonomy places the organism in Eukaryota, Metazoa, Hemichordata, Enteropneusta, Harrimaniidae.